AUGCCAGAGAUCAUUGACCUCAUCUCGUCGAGCCCCCCUCCUCAAGUGUCCUACAAGUCUCUUCCGCAUCGACUGAGCUCGCCGUUUGUCCCGCUGUCCAGUUUUCUCUCCGAUGGCUGCGAUGAGCCUGAUAAGCCCGCGAAGCGACAGCGGGUGAGCCAGGAACCCGAGGAGAGUCUACAGCCUGUCACAAAUAGCCCAACGGAGCAUGUCUUUUUGUAUUCAGAUGAGGGGUCUAAUGGCGGAGGCGCUACGAAGAAAUCAUGGAAUGAAGAGUCGGAUCCAAUCGUCACGUCUUCAGCACCGCAGUCUCGGCCUGCUAAAAGAGGGGCUAGCAUAGUGAUUGACGAUGACGAGGAUGAUCUUGAAAAAAAUACAAAUGGCCAAGAGACCAUCGAGUUCAGUGACCCGCUGCAUCUGCCUGACUUGAACGAAUUGAUGGAAUCUUGUGAGCGUCGACAGCAGCCGGCCGUGUCGUCAUUCUCUAGUCGGACGGCGAGUCUUUUAGCAGAUCUACAGAGCGGAGCGACUACCUCAACGAGAAAGGCUAGGCCGUUGCUGGAAGAUGACAUUUUAGAUCCUCAGCCGCGCAAGACAACCACCAAACGGGCGCCGAAGCCUACCACGGCCGAAAAGGAAGCCAAAGCGCGAGAAAGGGAAGCCGCCAAGGCACAGCGGGAGCGUGAGAAGCUCCUGGAGAAAGAACGCAAGCAAAAGAUCAAAGAACAAAAGGCCAAGGAGAAGCAGCUGGCUGCGGAUCUCUCCGAAGUCAACAAGCUCAAGGUCGACAAGAAAGACUCGACGCCCGAGAUGAUCGUCAACCUCUGCUCCUCGUUCGAGGAGACUAGCGUGGGCAACCAGGCCGUCGAAUUCAUGCAUCGCUUGGGCGUGGAGCAUAGCUUCUUCACCAGCCCCGUUCGGGGGAUCAUCAAGUGGCGGCGUAAGGUGGUCGCCCAGUUCAACGAGACGCUGAAAUACUGGGAGCCAUGUCCGCAGCACAUCCGCGAUGAGAAUCACAUCCUGUGCUACAUAUCCGCUCAGGACUUUGUCGACAUGGUGCUGCAAUCCGACUCCGACGGCGGGGGAUCCCUCGACGUGCAUGUGCUGCAAGUGAAAAGCGCCUACCCGGCCUGCCAGCCCAUCUACCUGAUUGAGGGUCUGACGGCGUGGAUGCGCAAGAACCAAAACUCGCGGAACCGCGCUUUCCAAGCCCAGGUGCGCCAGCAGAUCGAGAACACAAGCAACAGUGCCGGCAAUACUGGCAGUAAUUCUUCUACAGCAUCUCGCCGCCGCAAAAACCCCGAGACCACCCCGACUGUGGACGAUGACAGCAUCGAAGAUGCCCUCCUCCGCCUGCAAGUGACACACGCGUGUCUCAUCCACCACACGAACGCGGCGCCCGAGUCCGCCGAAUGGAUCAAGAACUUCACCGAGCACGUCUCGACAAUCCCCUACCGGCGCGAGCGGAUGGAGGGCCACGACGCCGCCUUCUGCAUGGACACGGGACAAGUCAAGACCGGCGACGACCGGCCAGACACGUUCGUCAAGAUGCUGCAGGAGGUGAACCGUGUGACCCCCUCGAUAGCCUACAGUAUUCUUGCCCGGUAUCCUAGUGUGAGGGAUCUGGUUGAUGCCAUGCGAGUUCAUGGCCCGAACCUCCUCGAAGACGUAAAGAAAUCCGCAAACAAGAACGGUGCAUUGGCCGAUUCGCGCAUCGGGCCGGCGGUCAGUCGCCGGCUGUACAAGGUGUUUAUGGGGGGUGAUCCGAUGUCGACAGAUAUAUAG
Penicilliopsis zonata CBS 506.65 is the source of this 1785-nucleotide messenger RNA. RefSeq lists its product as hypothetical. Lineage: Eukaryota; Fungi; Ascomycota; Eurotiomycetes; Eurotiales; Aspergillaceae. Gene Ontology annotation, cellular component: nucleus; Holliday junction resolvase complex. The transcript is spliced from 2 exons. Gene Ontology annotation, molecular function: nuclease activity; DNA binding. The record is from RefSeq and is a predicted model, not a curated record. Gene Ontology annotation, biological process: resolution of meiotic recombination intermediates; replication fork processing; double-strand break repair. Bases 1 to 1785 code for a protein of 594 amino acids.